This is a messenger RNA of Auanema sp. JU1783, 2256 nucleotides long. The record is from the annotation of a GenBank genome assembly. NCBI's taxonomy places the organism in Eukaryota, Metazoa, Nematoda, Chromadorea, Rhabditida, Rhabditidae.
AUGUCUACCAAUCUACUAUUUAUAUUUUUAUUAUGCCUAAUUGAUUACUCAUCAUCACGUCUGCAUACGAGACCUGAUUCCGAGCCAGAUGAUCCAUGUAUUCGACCACCAGCAAACGGUUUCAUCACAGCACAACAAAUGGACUUUGUAUGUCAACACCGUCGUCAUUGGCUCAAGGAAAGAGAUUCAAAUGUGAAGACGUGGUCAGAUGCUUCAUAUAAACAGCUCAAAUAUUUAUCAAAUAUCGAACACUGUACACGUACGAACUGUGUCAAGGAAGCCCGUCGUCGGAAAAGAGCAACUGAGAAAUCUAUUCGCAAAGAAAUUCGGAUGAUGACGGCAGAAGAACGAAACAAUCUCUUUCAAGCAAUGAAUGGCUUAAAAGGGAGGAUGAUUGAUAACAUAACAGCCUGGGAUCUCCAUACCUUAGUUCAUUAUCCAGAUAGCGCACCAGGUGCACAUUGGGGGGCAGCCUUUCUUCCAUGGCAUCGAGAGUUUCUUCGUCAAUUCGAAAUAGCUCUGCAACAAGAAGUUCCUUCUGUCACCUUACCUUAUUGGGAUUCUACACUAGAUGAAGGGCUUCCUGAUGCUGCGGACAGUGUUCUAUUCACUGAUGAACUUCUUGGAAAUGGCAAUGGAUAUGUUAAAACAGGGCCAUUCAAGGAUUGGGAUACAAAUGUUUUAAUGCCUCUUAGCCAAAUUCCAGUUAAGAAGCUUUACAGAUCUACUGGUGGUCGAGCACAAGAUCGCUUGAUGUCACCUACAGAUGUUGACUGGAUAACUUCAAGGAAACAUUACAAAGAUUUGACAUUCUGUCACGAUAAAACCUUCGAAAGUAUUCAUGGUCUCAGCCAUGUAUGGGUUGGAGGAUUCAUGUUUGUCAUCAGGGUUAGUCCAAACGAUCCAAUGUUCUAUAUGCAUCAUGCAUUUGUUGACUAUCUAUGGGAACAAUUCCGCCAAAAACAACAAAACCGAAUUGAACGUGAAACGCAGUGGGCAAAGGAUGUUUGCAAUCCUCUGCAUGCGUUUGACGUUCAGAUGAAACCAUUCAGGAUUCAGAAUCGAGAUGGCUUAAGCAACCGAUACACGGAUGAAUGGUACGAGUAUGAGAAAGUCAGACAUUGUAGUCCAGAUAGAGAAAACUGUGAUUCACCGUAUUAUUGGUGUGAUGUGUCCAGAUGGCGAUGUCGUAGUAAAGUAGUUCUUGGAGGAAACUGUACCGGAUACGACGGACAACCAAUAUGCUUGAAUUCCGUUUGCCAACAGGGAAUAUGUACAGUUCCUCCACGUGUUAGAAGUUCCAUGAAGUUAAGGGCGGAACAACCUGUGACGUCACCAUUAGAAAACGUUUGGACAAAAACAUUUUUGAUUGAUAAAGAUGGAAAUGGUAUUCAUUCGGCUCAGGUGACUAUAACUAACAAGCUGACAGGAAACAACAUUACUGUUUUCAAUGAAGAAGACUUCAGCUUCCCAGAAAUCCCAGGAACGGUUUAUCUGCCUUUACCCAAGCCAAGAGCUGGAAUGAUUCAAGAAGUUCAGUUGGAAGCUCGUGAUCAAAAUGGACGGUAUUGUCAAUCAUACUGUUACAACAGCACUGUUGAGAGGCAUCAGGUAUGCCAACCGAACCUCCUAAUUGGGUAUCGUCCAGAAGCUUCAUCGCCUAUAGCCUACACCCACUCCUUCAGUUCAAGAAAAUUCCUCGAUGUUGAUUUGUCUGUUCAUCCAAAGGAAGUUGUCGUGUCCGCACCGUAUAUGAUAUUCGCUUGCUCUAGAAAAAUGGUCACAUCCGCUAUGAUCUCAGAUUUGGCUGAAAGAACGAAGCCGAUUCCCUCGUUUGACGACACUGUUUGGCUUCGUGUAGGACUUCAUAGAAAGAACAUACAAGGGCUGGAGGUAGAAGUUGAAAGUAACGUUGGUGCUAUCUGGACUCAAGCUGUUCGAUUAGCUGUAUCUCCCUAUGACCCAAGUGUCUUAUUUAUAAAAGCCCCUAAUCCUCUCCUUCAUAAGAAUGGAGUUCGACUGUUCGUUUCCAUACUUGAAGAAGGUCGUCGUUUAGCAUGUUCGAUGAAAUGUACUAUGAAGGAUGGCUCCAUCAAGAUAUGUGAUGGUCAAAUCAACUUGCAUAGCCUUCCUGAGUUAUCCGAAGAAGACGUUUUCACAACAGAAUCGUCUGAAUUGCAAUUAAUUGGAUGGAACAUGAGAGGACAUCCAACUGAAUGGAGACACAAAAUGCCUUAUUUGGCAUUUUAUUGUUAA